Meloidogyne enterolobii is the source of this 737-nucleotide messenger RNA. NCBI's taxonomy places the organism in Eukaryota, Metazoa, Nematoda, Chromadorea, Rhabditida, Meloidogynidae. The record is from the annotation of a GenBank genome assembly.
UUUUCUGGCACUGCGUUGGCGGCUAUAAUUUCAGUUUGAAUUUUUCGACCCUCUACUAUGCUUUGAUGCUUCACUGUUUCUUUAAAUAUAUCAUUCUACAUGUUUUUAAUUUUCACAGAUCUUCAUCUUCUUCAAGCAGUUCAUCAUCCUCCGAUUCGUCCUCUUCAAGUUCUUCCUCUUCAGCUUCUGAAGAAAAACAUGGAAAAUCAUCAAAAAAACACCAACAACAUAAACCUUCACUUACAGCUUCAUCAGUUUCUUCAUUAAAAAAUAAAGGAGGAAAUGUUGAAGUUCACCACCAUUCUUUGGAUAAAUUGGUACGUGAAAUAAGCAGUGCUGAAAGCGAUAAUGACGACAAUAAGAAAGUUUAUUCAAACAAUUAUAAUAGCAGCAAUAAAAAGAAAAUAAUAAAAAGGGAGGUAAAGGAAGAGAUGUUUGAUAUAGAUGAAUUACAACAACAUAAACACCCUCCUACAUUGUCGUUUAAGGAAAUUUGCAAUAAUAAUAGUAUUGAGGUGAAAACUGAAGCAAAAUAUGUUGAUGAAGUGACAAAAGGAGAUAAAAUGCAACAAACUAGUAGCAGUACAAAACGUCGCGAGCAGCUUCUUCGUAAAUUGCAAAAUGUAGAACAAGCCAUUGCUAGACAAAAGCAAAUGAAAAGAGAAGGAGGUAGUAAUAAUGUUUCUACAUCUUUAGAUGAAAAAAGGUCAAAAUUGUCUUCAACUAGUUCAAAUUAA